Molecule: messenger RNA, 1514 nt
Organism: Glossina fuscipes
Lineage: Eukaryota; Metazoa; Arthropoda; Insecta; Diptera; Glossinidae
Product: acetyl-CoA carboxylase-like
Exons: 4
Coding region: 649-1089 (146 amino acids)
Molecular function (GO): acetyl-CoA carboxylase activity
Source: RefSeq, a predicted model, not a curated record
GCAUACACGCAAUUUUUAUACAAAUACUUGAACAAUAUUAAAAAUUGACUAAAAAUCUUUUAAAAGUGCAUAAAACUUACUCGGAAUCUUUUAAAUUGUCAUAAAAUUGACUAAAAAUCUUUUAAAGAUGCAUAAAACUUACUCGGAAUCUUUUAAAAAACUGAAAUAAAACUGAAAUAAAACCGAAAUAAAAUUGUGAACAUAUACAUAUCUGAAAAUAAGAGUUUUACAAUUUUACUGCGUCAUAAGGAUUUGCCAUAGGGAAACUAAAAAUGCAAUAAACAAGGAAGAACCAUUGAAAUAUCUCAUAUUGUGGCGCCAGCUAAUCAAGCACUUACACAAUCACGAAGUUUUGAACGGGCUUCAACCUUUUACUUCGGCCCAGUAUGUCAAGGGGCGCCGGCCUCGGUCAAGAUCGUUUGCUCGACCGUGAUUUUCAUAUAGCUACACCUGAAGAAUUUGUUAAGAAAUUUGGUGGUAUACGAGUUAUAAAUCGUAUCCUAAUAGCCAAUAAUGGCAUUGCAGCAGUCAAGUGUUACGUUCAAUACGCCGUUGGUCAUACGAAAUGUUCAAAAAUGAGAGGGCUAUACGUUUUUUGUAGUCAUCGUAACGCCGGAAGAUUUGAAGGCCAACGCUGAGUAUAUAAAAAUGGCCGAUCAUUACGUCCCUGUGCCUGGAGGAUCUAAUAAUAAUAACUAUGCAAAUGUUGAGCCGAUUGUUGACAUAGCUAUGCGUACACAAGUUCAGGCUGUUUGGGCUGGCUGGGGUCACGCUUCAGAAAAUCCGAAAUUGCCUGAAUUAUUGCAUAAACAAAAUUUAGUUUUUUUAGGCCCACCAGAGCAUGCCAUGUGGGCCUUGGGCGAUAAAGUAGCCUCUUCAAUUGUAGCACAAACAGCUGACAUUCCUACUUUGCCUUGGUCUGGAUCCGCGUUAAAAGCUUACUACAGUGGCAAAAAAAUUAAAAUAUCCAGUGAUUUGUUUGCACGCGGUUUAAGUAAUGCCGAACAAGGCCUGGCUAUCAAUUUAUUCGGUCGCGAUUGUUCAUGCAAACAUGCACCUUGCGACCAUAUGCCAACUUUUUCUUUAUAACCCAUUCCGAAAAUUAUUUUUGGAGCGCGAUAAUAUCGAGUUACAUCGUAAAGUGUCAUCAUAAAAAAUAAAAUUCCUCACUUAAAACAAAAAAAAUCAAGCAAGAAGAAAGCGAGGUUAAGAAAGUGCGCUCGGAAAGUAAAGAUUCAUUUAAAUCAGUGUUUUCGGCAUUUUUAUUAAUUGUCCCCUUAGCAAUUAUUUUAAUUAACUUUGCGCAAUUGGGUUUGUGAGGUUUGUAACAGAAAUUUGUGCUACAUUUCUCUCACUUCUUUGCUCUCACACUUCUCGCACACUUCAACACUAAAGUCUUUUGUUGACUCGCUGAAUAUUCAAGAAGACGAAGAAAGAAAAUAAAUUUUGUCACUGACAAACAUUUAAGUUUCUGCUAAUAUAAUAAAAAUAAAACAUUCACAUUUCAUUCACAC